CGCCCUCAAUCGCGCGUCUCACUCACACACUUUCCACCUACAGAGAACCCGACCACCAAGGAAUACCUUGUCGCCCCAACCGCGAUGUUUCUUAUCUUGGUCUGUACACAGUUACCUGGUCGCGGUGGAAUUCUUCAAGAUCCUCCCUACUGCCCACGUUGCUGAGAGUCCGGAUUUAUCAUCACUUCUGGUGGGACUCGGUCCUCCCCUCCUGGGGCCACCACAAGGAGGCAGUGAGACACAUCUCCCCAGGAAAGAUCAUCGCUAGCCCCUCCCGAAGGAGAAUGGGGUCCCGGACGAACCCCCAAAUGUGUCGGAAACUAGCGCUGGGGUAACCAAAAGAAACCCGCACUUGGCAAAAUUCUCAGGAAGGUACCGUGACUUGUGCAGAAGGGUGCCUCCUGCCUCCGACGCAGUCGCAAGCGCAUGCGGAACAAAGGAGGGAAGGCGUUUUUCAUCCGCACGCAAUUCCUGUUUCUGUGUCCUUCCCCUAUUGGCUGCGGUUGGACCACACAAUCUAAGCUGAUCCCGAUUGGCUAAGACUUAAACUUUUCCAAACAGGGUAAACCCGCGAUUUGCGAAAAACAGACUAGGGGGAGGAUUGAUUUACAGCUUAUGACCAGAAAAUUGAGUCUUUAAGAGGAAUUUAGGUGUCCCAACAGAAAGGACCCUGUUGUGGAACGGGACAGCGAAGCUUUCCCCAUGGAGCCCACCCAGCCUGCAGAGGACCUCAUCCUGGCGCAGCAGCCCCCUGCCUCAGAACUUGGGGAACCUGAAGACCCGGGAGAGGAGGCCACAGAUGGCUCAGAGACUGUGGUGCUCAGUCUCUUCCCCUGCACCCCUGAGCCUGUGAAUCCUGAACCAGAUGCCAGCGUUUCCUCUCCACAGGCAGGCAGCUCCCUGAAGCACUCCACCACUCUCACCAACCGGCAGCGGGGGAACGAGGUGUCGGCUCUGCCGGCCACCCUAGACUCCCUGUCCAUCCACCAGCUUGCAGCGCAGGGGGAGCUGGACCAGCUGAAGGAGCAUCUGCGGAAAGGUGACAACCUCGUCAACAAGCCGGACGAGCGUGGCUUCACCCCCCUCAUCUGGGCCUCAGCAUUUGGAGAGAUCGAGACUGUUCGUUUCCUGCUGGAUUGGGGUGCCGACCCCCACAUUCUGGCCAAAGAGCGAGAGAGCGCCCUGUCACUGGCCAGCACAGGCGGCUACACAGACAUCGUGGGACUGCUGCUGGAGCGGGACGUGGACAUCAACAUCUACGAUUGGAAUGGAGGGACGCCACUGCUGUACGCUGUGCGUGGGAACCAUGUGAAAUGUGUUGAGGCCUUGCUGGCCCGAGGUGCUGACCUCACCACCGAAGCCGACUCUGGCUACACCCCGAUGGACCUCGCUGUGGCCCUGGGAUACCGGAAAGGACUCAACUUUCCCAUCCAUAAAAUAGGGAAAUCCCAAUCGAACCGACCCCCUGGGGUCAUGGUGGCGAUAAAGGGCUUCGGAAGGCCCCCUCCUUCCUUUGGAGUUUUACUGUUUGAAGUAAUUCCUCGUCCUUCCUAUUUUGCGGAGUGCAACAGGUGAUCGAGAACCACAUCCUCAAGCUCUUCCAGAGCAACCUGGUGCCCGCUGACCCUGAGUGAAGGCCGCCCGAGGGGGAUCAGACACUCAGGGAACAAAACGGUCAGCCAGAGCUGGGAAAACCCAGAACUGGCUUCAAUGGCAGCUCCUGGACAGGCGGUGGGAGGGGACCCUUCCUUAGAGGAACCAAUAAACCUUCUGUGCAGAA
Callithrix jacchus (white-tufted-ear marmoset) is the source of this 1780-nucleotide messenger RNA. RefSeq names its product regulatory factor X associated ankyrin containing protein (gene RFXANK). Gene Ontology annotation, biological process: positive regulation of transcription by RNA polymerase II. NCBI's taxonomy places the organism in Eukaryota, Metazoa, Chordata, Mammalia, Primates, Cebidae. Gene Ontology annotation, cellular component: nucleus. Gene Ontology annotation, molecular function: protein binding. The record is from RefSeq and is a predicted model, not a curated record.